AUGUGUAACUUAAAAGUAGGUCCAAUUUGCUUCUUAUGUGCUGCUAUCUUUCCUAUUAUUAAUGAAUUCGACCUUAGGAGUGUAAAUGGUGGCGUAGAUUGCGCAACGUGUACUAUUGUUCUCGGUCUUGUUGAAAAACUAUCCAUUGUUUACAAUGAAAAUAUUAUUAAUUCUCUUGAGCAACUUUGUAAUGCAUUACCAACCGACUUUCCAGCCUAUGGUAAAGUUACCAUUGAGUAUUUGGAUGUUAUUAUUCUUGACGAAUUUCUCAAUAAAGAAACAUCAGAUGUUAUCUGCCACACACUAGAACUUUGUCGCGAUUGUCUUGGCCAGAAGAUAUGCUGA
Molecule: messenger RNA, 345 nt
Organism: Adineta ricciae
Lineage: Eukaryota; Metazoa; Rotifera; Eurotatoria; Adinetida; Adinetidae
Source: the annotation of a GenBank genome assembly